Dryobates pubescens (Downy woodpecker) is the source of this 1280-nucleotide messenger RNA. It is a transcript of the gene FAS, whose product is annotated as Fas cell surface death receptor. Lineage: Eukaryota; Metazoa; Chordata; Aves; Piciformes; Picidae. Bases 1 to 1173 code for a protein of 390 amino acids. The transcript is spliced from 9 exons. Gene Ontology annotation, molecular function: protein binding; tumor necrosis factor receptor activity. The record is from RefSeq and is a predicted model, not a curated record. Gene Ontology annotation, cellular component: external side of plasma membrane; membrane raft; CD95 death-inducing signaling complex. Gene Ontology annotation, biological process: motor neuron apoptotic process; extrinsic apoptotic signaling pathway in absence of ligand; regulation of stress-activated MAPK cascade.
AUGAAUAUCAAUACGUUUAGCAGUAGUGGAACGGUGGUUAUCUUAAUUACUGAAAUACAGUGUAAAAAUAAUACUGAAGCUCCAGUACCUAGAGUGUACAAAAAAUCAGCUCUCAGGAGGAUCAUUGCUAAGAGAGAAGUUACAUGUAACCAGGAUGAAUACAAUGUAGAUGCUGAGUGUUGCAGGAAAUGUAAACCUGGUUUUGUUAAAAAUAUCAGCUGCCCAAAAGAUAUUAGCAAACACUGUGUUCCCUGUAUAAAUGGAAAGGAGUACAUGGAUCAUGCCAAUCAGAUGGACAAGUGUUUGAGAUGCUCUUCAUGUGACAGCAUAUUCGGUUUGGUGGUUGCAAAGAACUGUACCCAAGCACGAAACACAGAGUGUGCCUGUGCAGAGAACCAUUUUUGCAAUCCUUCUGCACCAUGUACUAGCCAUUGUGAUCCAUGUACCAUAUGUGAAAGUGGUGCCAUUGAAAAACAAUGUACUUCAACUUCAGACACUGUGUGCAAAAUGAAAGAAACGGGACUGCCGUGGUGGGUCACUGCUUUGAUAAUUGUGUUAUCGCUACUGGCAGUAAUAGCUGGAGUAAUAUUCUUCUAUGUAAUUUUGUAUUCUUGGAGUUCAGAGGAGGAAAUAUACUCUGUCCUAUAUUUUUCUGUUGCAGGGAAGAGAAGACAGAGGGGUCGUACCAGGAAAGAGAAUAUAGGUGAAGUCCUCAAACAAGAGAUUCCUUAUGAGAACAUACCCCUUAUAUGCACAGAUAUUGACCUGAGCAGCCAUAUUGCUGCUAUUGUGGAGGAGAUGACGCUCCAAGAUGUCAAGACAUUUGUUCGUUACCACCUAGUGUCAGAAUCUGUCAUAGAUCAACAUAUUCGGGAUUAUUGUAAUGAUACAUCUGAACAGAAGAUUAAGCUGUUUCAAACCUGGUAUCAAAGACAUGGGUUAAAAGGAGCCUAUGGAACCCUAAUAACCAGCUUAAGAAAGUUGAAAAUGCGUACUGCAGCUGAUAAAAUCGAGCAAAAGCUGAAGGCAGCUGUUUCUAGCUGUCAGGAGAGGAGACAGUCUUAUAAUAAUGACAUUGAGCAAAGCAACACCUGCACUCAGGAAGACAGAAACUCUUGCAACGAUAGUGCUAAACUAAGCAAAACCUGUUCUAGUAGUUUGGAAGAGACAUAACAUAGUCAUUUGCAAAAUAUUUCUGACUGAAUUAAUAUUUUUCUAAUAAUAUAAACAAAGGUUUUAAACACCAUUUUCAUUGUCAGUUCUGACUCAAGAAAGUUAUA